CCAAACAAAGUCUACGAGACCUGGAAUUGCAAAAGGGUGGUUUAAAAAAACAACAUUAGAUCUUCACAGGCUGUCCCCAGAACAGUUGGAGUUCCAGCAAACAGCGCGCAAGUUUGCAAGAGAAGAAAUCAUUCCCAAGGCUCCGGAAUAUGACCUUUCAGGAGAGUAUCCCUGGGAUCUGGUGAAGACAGCUUGGUCCCUGGGAUUGAUGAACACUCACAUACCCCAGCAUUGUGGUGGCCUCAACCUUGGCCUGCAGGAAUGCUGUAUUGUAACAGAAGAAAUUGCUUAUGGUUGUACAGGUGUGCAGACAGCCAUUGAGGCUAACUCACUCGGGGAAAUGCCAGUAAUCAUAGCUGGCACCAAAGAGCAGCAGAAGAAGUAUCUUGGAAGGAUGAUUGAAGAGCCACUCAUGUGUGCAUACUGUGUCACUGAACCAAGCGCAGGCUCCGAUGUUGCAGCAAUCCGAACUAAGGCAGAAAAGAAAGGAGAUGAAUACGUCCUUAACGGUCAGAAGAUGUGGAUCACCAAUGGAGGGGUGGCCAACUGGUAUUUCGUUUUGGCUAGAACCAGCAGUGACCCUCAGACACCUGCGGGCAAAGCCUUCACUGGGUUUAUUGUAGAUGCACAUUCCCCUGGCAUUAUACUGGGAAGAAAGGAGAGGAACAUGGGUCAGAGGUGUUCGGACACUAGAGGGAUCACCUUUGAAGAUGUUGUUGUCCCUAAGGAGAAUGUUUUGGGGACAGAGGGAACUGGUUUCAAGAUUGCCAUGGGAGCAUUUGACAAGACCAGGCCUCCUGUUGCAGCCGGAGCAGUGGGUCUGGCUCAGAGAGCCCUCGAUGAGGCUACAAAAUAUGCCAUGGAGAGGAAGUCAAUGGGGAAACCAAUUUGUGAGCACCAAGCCAUUGCCUUCCUGCUGGCUGACAUGGCCAUCGGUGUAGAGACAGCUCGACUGGCCACUCGGAGAGCUGCCUGGGAAGUGGAUCAAGGGAGAAGGAAUACAUUGUACGCUUCUAUUGCCAAGGCUUAUGCUGGGGAUGUUGCUAACAAGUGUGCCACUGAUGCUGUUCAGAUUUUUGGUGGCGCUGGCUUUAAUUCAGAGUACCCAGUGGAGAAGCUCAUGAGAGAUGCCAAGAUUUAUCAAAUUUACGAGGGCACAGCACAAAUACAAAGACUGAUCAUCUCUCGAGAGCUGCUACAGAAUGCCAGGAACCAAUCAUAA
Molecule: messenger RNA, 1222 nt
Organism: Candidula unifasciata
Lineage: Eukaryota; Metazoa; Mollusca; Gastropoda; Stylommatophora; Geomitridae
Source: the annotation of a GenBank genome assembly